Messenger RNA from Penicillium mononematosum, 1713 nucleotides. RefSeq names its product amidase. The record is from RefSeq and is a predicted model, not a curated record. Bases 1 to 1713 code for a protein of 570 amino acids. The transcript is spliced from 11 exons. NCBI's taxonomy places the organism in Eukaryota, Fungi, Ascomycota, Eurotiomycetes, Eurotiales, Aspergillaceae.
AUGGAACAGAAACGUUGUAUUACUGUGGGCGAGGUCCAGUACCUUUUGAUCCCACAUCCUGAUAAUUUUCUGGGCUCUAAAAAUACGGACGACACGGCUCUGGCCCUCGUUUACCGAUCCACGCCAGGACAAGUAAUCUCACAGUCCUCCCUCCGCAAUUUUCGCACCACAAUCCUAGACCAAGAUGAUGUCUUUCAGUCAGAAUUCCUCACGAAUGUUAUUUUCUACGGAAGCAAGCGGGAGGACCUUCACAUUGACCCCAGUACCUUCCAAGAGCUGCUUGACUGGGAAACAGAGAAGCACAUAUUCAUCGAAAAUGCUUCAGCAGCUACAGUUUGCAUCUGGACCAUACUCAAGCUCGAUCGAUCCGAGGCCGGCAUUGAUGGACGAGCCAUCGUACCUUCCCGUUGCUACUUUAAACCAUCCAAAUCGCGCCCGCUGGAUGGUGCCAGAAUCAGCGUGAAAGACAAUAUAGAUAUUGCCGGGCACAAAACAACACUAUGUAACCGAGCGUGGGAAAGACUUUACCCAGCAAAAACCAAGCAUGCGGCCUGUGUCCAGGUCCUCAUAGACGCUGGAGCUAUCAUCGUGGGCAAAACAAAGUUGCAGGCCAUGUUUAUGCGCGAAGAGCCCAAGGAAGCCGUUGAGUUCACAUCCCCUUUUAAUCCGCGUGGUGAUGGAUAUCAGGUUCCUUCUGGCAGUAGCAAUGGGAGUGCUGCGGGGAUAGGCUCCUACCCGUGGCUCGACUUUUCGCUCGGAUCUGACACAAACGGAAGCGGUCGCAAGCCCGCGCAGUACAAUGGGUGUUUUUCGAUUCGCCCGUCAACAGGUAUCAUGGAUACUGAUGGGGUUAGCGGUCAAUUCCCACAAUUUGAUAUGCCUGUAUUUUUUGGAAGGGAUCUUUCCAGGUUCUCCGAGUUUAUUGCGGUGUGGUACGGAAGUUCAACACUACUUCGCACCCCAUCCGAGGUGCAGUUACCUGUCAGAAUCCUAUACCAUCGGGAUUAUCUUCCGACUAAAAACGAAGCACAAUCUCGUCUAAUCGACACGUUUGUAAACGGUCUUGAAACCGCAUUCGGGGUUACAAGGCAAGAAGUUUCCCUCGCCGAGCUUUGGAAACAUGAUUGUCCCGACGGUCCGGAUCAUGACGAUAUUGCGGGGUAUCUCGAGCUUGCUGGAGGCUACCCAUAUUACCGGGAUUCAUACCACUACUUGCAAGAUUUCAGAAACGAAUACAAGAAAGAGUAUGGCAAGCCACCAUUCGUUCAUAGAGCUAUGUAUUGGCAGUGGGGCAUCUCCAAAAACAUCUCCAUCGAGGAACGCGACACGUACUGGCGACGCUCCGAGAUAUACCGACACUGGCUUCUCGAGAAGAUCUUCCAGGCCAACUCGAAAGAAUCAAUCUCGAUUAUGGUCUUCCCAAUUGAAGGAGGAGAACCAAACUAUCGCGAUGGAGAUAUACCCCCAUUCUCUAUCCUUACUGGGUAUGCAUCAUUGAAAAUGUCACCGAUGAUGCGGGGACCAGAGCUCACGACUAUAGUUGGUCAUAUUCCAUACAAUUCUGUCGUGACGGAGACAAAAGAGCCAUUGCCAAUUGCGGCAUCGGUGCUUGGACCACCCGGGUCCGACCUUAUUCUUGCUGCUAUAGUUGAAAGGGGUUUGAAAGCUGCAGGUCUUCCUACAAAGCUGAAGACUGGACGCUUCAUUUACUAG